AUGGAAGGAGCUAUUGAGAAUGUGGUUAUGGAGCAUGUUCAAGAACAAGCGCUCGAUAACUCAGGUAUCUUAAGUGAGUUUAUUCCAACGCUGGAUAGACCAUUCUUUAACAUUUAUCUUUGGGGACAUUUUGAUUCGAUUGUGUCCAAGAUAACUGGUGGUAGAUUCAUCCCACACGAAUUCAAAUUCGUUGCUGAUAAAUUACCUUUGAGUGACCUAAAGUCCGUAAUUGCAGCAAUCUCCACUUAUUAUGUUGUCAUAUUUGGCGGUAAAUUUCUUCUGAGGCAUUCCGAACCAUUUAAAUUAAACCUCUUAUUCCAAUUGCACAAUUUAUUCCUAACGCUAGGAUCACUAUGCCUAUUGACGUUGAUGGUCGAACAAUUGAUCCCAAUCGUUUGGAGAAAUGGACUUUUCUAUGCUAUCUGUGAUAUCGGUGCUUGGACUCAACCAAUGGUAACACUUUACUACAUCAAUUAUGUCUUUAAAUUCGUUGAAUUUAUCGAUACGCUGUUUUUGGUGUUGAAGAAGAAGAAGUUGACAUUUCUUCACACUUAUCACCACGGUGCAACCGCCUUACUGUGCUUUACUCAAUUGGUGGGUACAACUGCAAUCUCCUGGGUGCCAAUUACUUUAAAUUUGGGAGUUCACGUUUUGAUGUACUUCUAUUACUUAUUAGCAGCAAGUGGAAUUAGAGUUUGGUGGAAAGAAUGGGUUACUAGAUUUCAAAUUCUCCAAUUUGUUCUAGAUAUCAUUUUCAUCUAUUUUGCAGUUUACCAAAAAGUGGUUCAUCUAUAUUUCCCAACUUUCCCACACUGUGGUGAUUGUGUCGGUUCAACAACUGCCACCUUUUCCGGUUGUGCUAUUUUGUCUUCCUAUUUAUUCCUAUUCGUGGCAUUUUACAUUGAAAUUUACAAAAACAAAGGUACCAAGAAGAGUAGAGUCGUGAAGCGUGCCAGUGGUGGUGUUGCCGCCAAAGUUAAUGAAUAUGUUAACAUCGAUUUGCAAAAUGUUUCAACACCUUCUCCAUCUCCAACUAGAGGUUCCAGAAGAAGAUAG
Molecule: messenger RNA, 1056 nt
Organism: Zygosaccharomyces rouxii
Lineage: Eukaryota; Fungi; Ascomycota; Saccharomycetes; Saccharomycetales; Saccharomycetaceae
Product: elongation of very long chain fatty acids protein
Exons: 1
Coding region: 1-1056 (351 amino acids)
Biological process (GO): fatty acid elongation, saturated fatty acid; very long-chain fatty acid biosynthetic process; fatty acid elongation, polyunsaturated fatty acid
Cellular component (GO): endoplasmic reticulum membrane
Molecular function (GO): fatty acid elongase activity
Source: RefSeq, a predicted model, not a curated record